AGAAAGAAGAAAGAAGAGUAAAAAGAAGAAAGAGGAGAAAGGGAGAGAGGGAAAAGGGAAAGAAAGAGGAAGAAAAGAAGGAAAGGAGGAAAGAAAAGAGAGAGAAAGAGAGAGAAAGAAAAAGAGAAAGAAAAAAAGAGAGAGAGAGAGAAAGAAAAAGAGAGAGAAAGAGAGAGAGAAAGAGAAAGAAAAAAAAAGAGAAAAAAAAAAAGAGAGAGAGAGAGAAAGAAAAAGAGAGAGAAAGAGAGAGAGAAAGAGAAAGAGAGAAAGAGAGAAAGAAAGAGAGAGAGAGAGAGAGAGAGAAAGAGAGAGAAAAAGAAAAAAAGAGAGAGAGAGAGAAAAAGAGAGAAAGAGAAUAAGAGAAAAAAUAGAGUGA
Molecule: messenger RNA, 376 nt
Organism: Racocetra persica
Lineage: Eukaryota; Fungi; Glomeromycota; Glomeromycetes; Diversisporales; Gigasporaceae
Source: the annotation of a GenBank genome assembly